AUGUGUGUCGUCAAGGGGAAGGAUGAGGAAAGUUGUCAGAAUUAUAUUCGAGUGCUAGUGUCCCUGGGAUCGGGGAGGCUACUCAUCUGUGGGACCAACAGUUUCAAGCCAGUAUGCCGGGAGUAUGGCGUCCAAAGAGACAACUAUCACAUGGAAAAAGAAAAAUCGGGGCAGGCAGUCUGCCCCUAUGACCCUGAACACAACUCUACCGCUGUAUAUGCAGAUGCGGAGCUGUAUUCAGGCACAGUGGCAGAUUUUAGUGGCAUGGAGCCCAUAAUAUACCGCGAACCCCUUCAGACUGAGCCUUACGACUCUAUGACAUUAAACGCCCCCGAUUUCGUGAAUUCGUUAGUACAUGGCAACUUCGUGUACUUUUUCUUUCGGGAAACAGCGGUGGAAUAUAUCAACUGUGGAAAGUCCGUGUUUUCCCGCGUUGCGCGCGUGUGCCGCGACGACCGAGGGGGCCCACACCGCUUCAAGCAACGCUGGACUUCCUUCCUCAAGUCGCGACUCAAUUGUUCCGUCGCUGGCGACUUCCCCUUCUAUUUUAACGAGAUUCAAUCCACGACAGAACUGAUAGAAGGUGUUUACGGUGGUCUGAACGCACAGUUGAUUUACGGUACAUUCACGACACCGCCCAACAGCAUAUCCGGUAGUGCGGUGUGCGCUUUCAGUAUGCAGGACAUAGCUGAUACCUUCGAAGGAACCUUCAAGGAACAGAGUGCUAUCAACUCCAAUUGGUUGCCUGUUAAUAGUGCUAAGGUACCAGAGCCCAGACCAGGCACCUGUCACAACGACUCCAGGCAGUUGCCGGAUCAAACGUUGAACUUCAUCAAAACGCAUGCGCUGAUGGACGAAUCAGUGCCAGCUUUCUUUGGCGAACCGAUCGUUAUUAGAACCAGCUUUCACUACCGAUUUACACAGAUCGCUGUAGACCCACAAGUGAAAACACCAGGAGGCAAAGCCUAUGAUGUUUUGUUUAUUGGAACAGAUAAUGGCAAAAUAAUAAAAGCGAUAAACGCAGUAUCGUACGACACGAAUAAACGCGCGGCGCCCGUAGUCAUCGAAGAGCUGCAGGCCUUCGGAGCUGGGUCCCCGGUUCGAGCUCUGAGAGUGGCCAGAGCCGGUCGAGAUGCGGCUAGACUUAUUGCAGUGUCAGAUAAGGAAGUACUAAGUUUGAGACUACAUCGAUGCUCCAGUGACAAGAUUAGUUCUUGCUCAGAGUGCGUGGCCCUGCAAGACCCAUACUGUGCGUGGGACAAGCAGGCAGGGCGAUGUCGCGCGUACUCACACGGCGUCAGUCGCUGGCUCGACGAGAACUCCUUCUACCAGAGCGUCAGCACUGGCAGUCACGCGGCAUGCCCUCAUAGCAAAGACGCAGGGGCGGUCGGUGGACUCAGUUCAGGACUGUACGAUGAUGCCAGAGAGAACAAAGGAGAAGUCAUAAAUAUUGUGCAGGACAAAGAUGGGAAAGGGAGCAACAAUAAUAACGAAGGCCCAGAGGUCUUAGCAGCAGAUCCACCUCCGGCAGCAUAUUCCGUAGAAACGUUGGCGUUAGCAGUGGCGGCGGGGGCACUAGCAGCACUCGGAGCUGGAUUUGCAGCAGGUUACAUCUGUGGAAGACGCUGCAAGAAGGACGACGACGACAACAUGCCCUACCCUGACACGGAAUAUGAGUAUUUUGAGCAGAGGCAGAAUAUUAAUAGGAUCCAAGCGGAGCCCAAGCUGCUCCAGCAAGUGGAGGAGGUGACGUACGCGGAGCCGGUGCUGGCUCCUCAGCCCAAGCCCGCCUCGCCCCGGGCCACGCUGCGCAAGCACCCGCCCUACCACCCCCACCACGAGACCCUCUUCCAGUUCCAGCCGGACACCUACCGCCGGGACAAUUUCGGGACCCUGCGCUCCCAUCAGGGCGAUGGGUACCGGCGGGGCAACGACAACGGUUUCUCGACAACGCGUUCAGUGAAAAAGGUGUAUCUCUGA
Messenger RNA from Pieris macdunnoughi, 1980 nucleotides. NCBI's taxonomy places the organism in Eukaryota, Metazoa, Arthropoda, Insecta, Lepidoptera, Pieridae. The record is from the annotation of a GenBank genome assembly.